AGUUCUCAAGUCGAACCUAACUGACGACUUCGCGCCACUUAUCGUUAAUCACCGAUUCAUCUAUGCUGAUGCAUGUGAUUGCAUGGAUGAUGGGUGGUCCAUAGGCUGAGACUCAGCCUUGUGCCAGUCAUGGGUUGAAGGACUCGGGUAUCUACAUGGGGUCGAGAAGUGCGCAGCCGCUCCAAUGGUGUCGCAGAACGGGGGGACAGGCUGCACAGCCUACUUGACGAGAUGAAUCUUCCACCACCAGUGACUUCCGGCAUUGCCGCACCAUUCAUAGCAUCAUUUCCAAUUGAGCUCCAGAACAUCCCAAAGCCACCAGAUACCAGUAUAUAUCCCACUCCUGAUGCUACUGCGAAGAGGAAGAAGGCCUGGAAGUAUGAGGGUUACCAAGAAUUCAGCAAAUGGAUGGCGUCCGACGAUGACUUCUUCGUAAUCAGAAGGUUCCAAAGUCUGAAUGCACAUGUUAUAUUGUACAUGCAGAAUCGCAUCGUAAAGAUCGAGGAGCGUCUUGAACAGAUACAUGCAAACAAUGAGAACACAGAAGGACAGAGGAAUAACGGCAGUUUCUCUUGGGACAUGAAGAACGAGCCUGAAAGAGACCGACUAAUGUGCGAGUUGACAACUGUGCUCCAUCAUUACAACCAAUAUGUUGAGACAUUCUCCAAGAUUCGAGACCGCCCAAGAGCGGAAGACCGACAAAUUCGAAACCUUGAAACCUUUCUCAAAAGAAAGGCCGUUGCUGAACCAGAGAGGAAAUUUGCUAAUCAUAAGGCGGAUUUGAUAUCGAUCAAUCCUCAUCCAUCAACACCCUUGGGCAAAUUGCUAGAACGAACUCGAUUGAUCCGUCUGAGUCGGAUGGUGGAAUCCAAAGCUGACCCAAGCUAUCAAUCAAACUCCGGCAACACACACUAUUCCAGUGACGCUGCAUUAGAUAAUCUCAGCACCGGAAGCAUCAUCAUUUUGGGAUUGUGCAUGCUGCUCGGGCCCAUGUGGUGGCUGGAAUUCGUGUCCAACAGUAUCAUCAGACUUACGAUCAUUACCGUUUUCCUCGCUUGCUUCAUGGGCUCCAUGGCAUUGGCGACAGUGAAUCGGCCUUUUGAGGUCGUUGCGUCCAGUGCAGCAUAUGCUGCAGUUUUGAUGGUGUUCAUGCAGAUUGAUGGUAACUCGAAGCAACCACAAUGAGGAAUUUGGAAGGAAUCUGUGGAAAUAUGUGGCUUCCUCGCAGUGGGGUCGAGGUCCAAGCUAUCCACAGAACGUUCGAUACCUCACAGGCAA
This is a messenger RNA of Aaosphaeria arxii CBS 175.79, 1278 nucleotides long. RefSeq lists its product as uncharacterized. The transcript is spliced from 3 exons. The coding region runs from base 232 to 1185 and encodes 317 amino acids. The record is from RefSeq and is a predicted model, not a curated record. Lineage: Eukaryota; Fungi; Ascomycota; Dothideomycetes; Pleosporales.